Messenger RNA from Styela clava, 1514 nucleotides. RefSeq lists its product as uncharacterized. The record is from RefSeq and is a predicted model, not a curated record. NCBI's taxonomy places the organism in Eukaryota, Metazoa, Chordata, Ascidiacea, Stolidobranchia, Styelidae.
CUUCUGUCUUAUUUGCCCUUGCUGUUCAUUUUAUUUAUUCGCUACGAUAACGUAACCUGAGUGUGUGGCGGGCAAAGUCAAGGGGCUUUUUCGAGACAAAAGUUUUAUGUAUUUCGUACAGUAUAUUUCACCAUCCAAUCCUUUGUACUUUAACGUAGCUCGUUAUACAUUUACUAAAAUGAAACAUAAAUUUUACGAUAGAAGGCUCUGGAACGCGGUUCUGGUAGUUCAUUGCGUGCGAAUGAAGCUUGGUAACCCAUUUUAUGAUGUAGAACACGGGGAGGUUAUGGGGAAUUACCAUGUUUCCUGUAAGGGGAAAUAGGAAGAGUGAAGCUUUAUAAUGAGACGGAGGGCGCAACUUAGGUAUUGUGAGGGUACCGAAAGCGUAAUGCAUUUGAUUUAUACAAAUUUCUCAUAUUUGUUAAAUCGAUUUUUAAAUGAUGAAAAGGGUUAAGGCUACCACUCCAGAUAAACUGCGAUACACGCAAGAUUCAAUAAGUUCAAACUUCAAAAAUGGCGGAAGUAUCGACGAAGCCAUUAAUGACGUUGUUGCCGGGGUAUUAUCAGUUGAUGUUUUUCCGCGAAUGGAAGUUUACCGAUUCGAUGAUAAAUUUUGGUGCCGAAACAAUAGGAGACUGUACGUUAUGAAAGAGCUGCAAAGGCGGGGGCAUUUAGACAAAAUCGUUGUUCACUACGUCGGAGAAAAGCCACAUAAUAGAAGAUAUUUUACGACAAAAACAGCCGGCGAAAGUAUACGAGUUCGCAGAGGACGGUCAGGAAUUGUUAAUGUUCGAAGCGGAAGGUUCAGAACUCUCAAAGCAGACACAUUACUCUCUUCAUUUGCAUUCUUGACUCUUACAAAUGACGAAGCUGAUGACGAUAUUAUUUUAGACUGGUGAUGCGAAUCCUAUAAAAUUUCAAGACUUUUUAUGAAGUCGAUGGGCUUUUUAAUUGUUAUGAUGGGAAUCGGGGGGUUCGCAAAUGUUUGCACGAACUCGUUUUUGAAAUAUCGUGAUGAUCAGCGAACCCGUUCUUGUUUUAGCCGCUAGGCGACCGCAGCAAAUGAGUUACGUUCACCGUAGAAAUGCAUCAGAAUUUUGUAAAGCGUGCCAUGUGAUGGAAGAUUACCUGUUAAAAUACAACAAGUACUUGUCGUGAGUGAGUUCGACACGGAAAAGAAGUUGUUCUUAAUUUUUAAAUCCCACAUCGGAUUAUAUGGUACCAAUUACAACAUUAUAAUUCAUAUAUAUUGUAUAUUUUUUAUACGAUGUUAAAUUGAAUUCACCUUAUUUGUGGAAUGAGUUGGUUUUAUUGCAGGGGAGAUUUGUUUAUGACGUAACAUUAACAUCGCUAAUUCAUAGAACCUUGCACAAGGGAAUUGAAUUAUGAAAUACAUUUAAAUCCCUAAUACCAAUAAAAGUGACGAAACUAGUUAUGGGAUUCAGUGUCCUGGAAAUAUCAUGAUCAAAAUAUUCUUAAGUCCCAGACUUCGAAGCAUCAGACAUGUAUAUCGU